AUGGUCUCCGCCGGCGGCCACAGAUGUACGUGCAUCCCCCCGACCACACUCUCCCUGCUGUUCCCUCAAGGCGGCAAGAAUGUGUUGGGAUCAAAGCUGACUAUCCUGGGGCGCCGUAUAGUAUAUGUGAAGGGCAAGCACCUCUCCUACCAGCGAGGCAAGCGCAACACGAACCCAAACACAUCGCUACUCAAGAUCGAAGGUGUCGAUGACACGAAUGCUGCAAAAUUCUACCUGGGCAAACGCGUUGCAUAUGUCUACCGUGCUUCGGCAGAACGACAAGGCAGCAAGAUCCGCGUGAUCUGGGGAAAAGUCACCCGCCCUCACGGCAACAGCGGCAUCGUGCGCGCCAAAUUCCGACAUAACCUCCCACCCAAGAGUUUCGGCGCGGGCGUGCGGAUCAUGCUUUAUCCCAGUUCGAUAUGA
Molecule: messenger RNA, 426 nt
Organism: Fonsecaea nubica
Lineage: Eukaryota; Fungi; Ascomycota; Eurotiomycetes; Chaetothyriales; Herpotrichiellaceae
Product: 60S ribosomal protein L33-A
Exons: 3
Coding region: 1-426 (141 amino acids)
Biological process (GO): ribosomal large subunit biogenesis; cytoplasmic translation
Cellular component (GO): cytosolic large ribosomal subunit; ribosome
Molecular function (GO): structural constituent of ribosome
Source: RefSeq, a predicted model, not a curated record